Messenger RNA from Durusdinium trenchii, 1082 nucleotides. The record is from the annotation of a GenBank genome assembly. Lineage: Eukaryota; Dinophyceae; Suessiales; Symbiodiniaceae.
GGUUCUUCAGCAUGUUCGCCUACUCUGAAAGCUACUUGAAAUCGACACUACGAAUGGUCAAGUCCCCCAAUUCUGCGGGGAAGAUCUACUGGUCGGAGUGGAUCGAGCCCUUUCUAACGCGCCUGGGGAUUCUGGGCAAAGUGAAGAAUUCUACCCUGCAUUUGUACCGCAACCUGUCGGUGAACGCCGGAGCAAACCUAUCUGCAGGGGAAAGCAUUGCUCAUGACUUCCUGGAAAUCCUGUUCCAGUUGGCCUUUGCCACUGAAGGAGAGGAGAGCAAAACCUGGGAGGACAUCAUCCAAGUGAUGUUGCAUGCUGGGGGUUUGACGGGCCAAGAAACCUUGGGAUCCAACGUGAACCACUGGGCCAAGGGUAAGAUAUGGCUGGCCGGGACCUCAAUCUCCACACCUGGCGGCAAAGGCCCCGGUUCCUGCCACGACCCGGACGCUUCUGGCCUGAUGUGUGCUUCGCCUUGGACGCCCAAGGCUUUGGUCUAUGGCAACACCACGCAAGACACCCUCUCCUACAGUGGUGUGGCUGGAGCUGUGCCCUUGGCAGGAUGGACCCCUGCACGCUUGAGUGUGGUGAUGGGAAGCGGAGCCGACCAAGAAUCGCCCAUGAAGUUCUGCCCAAGCUGCGAUGGGGUGAAGCUGAAGUAUAAUCUCGGGGAGGAGGAACUGGAUUCUGCCCUGGAGUCGUUGGCCUUCAACAGCAAUGUACCCUUGACCUCAGCCGUGACGGCGAACUCGGCAUUCUUGGGGCUCCUGAUCGUGCUGCCCUUCUUCGACGCCAAAUUUCUGAAGACUGCAAGCGAUGCGCUCGCCGGUUUACUGGCAAAGUUGCCCUUUGUGGACACGGACUUCAAGCAAUGGUUUGGAAGCAAGCUGUUCAAGUUGUUGACCUGCGACUGGACCGAGUGGUGCUUCAUGGCAGCGGAGCCUGGCCACGCCUUCCAGAAAGGCAUGCAGGUCGUGCAGAAGAUGAAGGAUGCUAAUGGCAAGCUGAGCCAGCAAACUUUCACAAGCCCCUUGAGCCAGUGUAUCAGUGGUUCAGCGUUUGUUGCUUUUCCACAGCAGCUUCAG